AUGGGUAUGGGUCCGGUUCCCCAUCACGGCACGAUCGAGCAUGGCCUGGCAGAGAAGGGUCUGCAGCUUGCGCGCGGAAGAAGAAGAAAAGGUCACAUGGAGGAGCAGAGAGUGGAGUACAUGAAGAAGUGGAAGGUCUGCGACGAGUACAUCGACAAUGGAGACCAUAGCCUCUUUCACCGAUACACCAGGACGUUGAUACUUGACAACGUCAAGAUGACGACCCUGGAGAGUAUCCUUCUUGAGCAACUGGUCAGCAAAGAUUUCAUGGGGAGAGCCUUCUCCUUCCAUUGA
Messenger RNA from Cladophialophora yegresii CBS 114405, 294 nucleotides. RefSeq lists its product as uncharacterized. Lineage: Eukaryota; Fungi; Ascomycota; Eurotiomycetes; Chaetothyriales; Herpotrichiellaceae. The transcript has 2 exons. The coding region runs from base 1 to 294 and encodes 97 amino acids. The record is from RefSeq and is a predicted model, not a curated record.